This is a messenger RNA of Amoebophrya sp. A120, 4356 nucleotides long. Lineage: Eukaryota; Dinophyceae; Syndiniales; Amoebophryaceae. The record is from the annotation of a GenBank genome assembly.
UAUUUAUUCGUGCUCUUCGCGUUAUCAUGACAUAAAAUUUCUUUUGCUUCCACAAAAAGCGUUAUGAAGCUUAAUUCAAGUAGAGAGGCGUCUUGUUCCCAAGAAGAUCUGAAGCCUAGAUAGAAGCCAGCACGGGUUUUUUUCUUGAAGCACAAGAAGAGUAAGGAGUAAGUGCCCGAUCUUGUUGUUUCUUGUGCCUGAAAAAGAAGUCUUCUUUUCUUCAAAAUGCCCGCCCCCCACAUAUGGCUCGACUCCAUUCGGGAGGCGCGGGCCAACCUGCAGCUCAGCGGCGCAGUGAUGGUAGGAGGCGAAACGGAAGAUGGGCAAAGGCUGCUGGCGGAGGCCAGGGCGUAUUUUUUGUUUUUGGGAAGAUUUGAAUUUUGUUGCUCUGCUCGUGCCUCUAGUGCAUGACAGACAUGACUGGAAAUCCCUGUAUCGAAACAUAACAAAUCCUCACAGGAUCAUGGCGCAGAAGCAGGAGGCGAAUCCGCCAAUAGUCGUUCCGCGUAAAGCACCGGAUCGCGUUUGCGUGUGGAGGCCGGGAAGGUUAUGGAAUGUGGAUCUGCAAAACCCACGUGCUGUGGCUGGGAUGUAAUGCUGUAAAGAUUUUUAGCGUGGUGCUGGUCAAACAAUUCUCUCUGCAUUUGUUCAGGGUCUGGCAGAAGAUCCAGGAUUGCAGGAUCACAUCAUCUUCAGUGGUGCCCAUCUUCCAAACACAACGCUCCGUUGUAUCGCGAACACAGGCUGACAGCCACAGUUUUUGUUUUGCGGCUUGCAUUGCAUAAGUUCCUCGGGAAAACUUGGUCGACUUGCGGUACUACGUGGAUAACGGGAAAGGGCGGGUAGCAGUGUCCGAGAACCCAUCGUGGUACAGGAUUCAACGUCAAAUUUUGAUGGUUUGUGUGCUGCAUAAUCCACAUUAGGCCUUCAGCAUGAGAGAAACCUUUUUUCAUGCUCAGUUUUGCAUAGUAGAUUCAGGUUGCAAGUACGCAAAUUCGAAUGUGUAUGAGGUACCCCGGCGUCUCAUUCAAGAACGGUAAUGGCAUGAAGCAGGUUCGCGCAAACAAGCAGGCUCGUGACCUUGACAGUUGGUGCGUCUGCUGGGCGACGAGGGACGAGGAAGGGAAGCCACUGCGACUGGCGCGCCACUUCUACGUGGGCCAGUUUUACACGAAGAACGACCAGAAUUACGAUCACGCGAAGAGACGGGCGAGGCAGUUUGCCAUUGAAUUCCGGAAGGCGAAGGUAAAAUGUUGGAUACGAUGGUUUAUUUUACCCACGCGGUCGCGAUGAUAUUUAUCGUUUUCGAAUAAUUGUAUACGCAGUUGCAUAGUGGUAGCGGAGGUGUAGGGCGUCCAGUUUGUGGACCACCGGAACUACAAGUGGUGAAAAAAUGAAAAAAAAUUGCAAAUACCAGGUAAAAGAAUACGACGAAAUGACACGAGAAAGGGAUUUAUGAAAUCAUGAAAAACAACCCCACGAUUGGAUGUUUCACUGCGAUCUCGACCGAUGCAGAUACUUACAUAGUUGCAUGCACGAGAGAGACAGUUCCUGUAGCUCUUCUUCAAGAAAAUGCCUGUAAGUCAGCACACUUCGAGAGGCAUGACCAUCGGUUAGUAUGUAGUGAGGUCACCGAACGGUUCUAACCAGGGAGUUUUUUUGACAGCUACCCUGAAAAACGACCGGCAGUUUUCAAGCGGCCGGAAGCGUUUUUGCACAUAAAAAAUUUGCACUUAUCAAGCGGCCGGGGCUUUGAAGUCAAACAAGCCCGGUGGAAAACUAUCGAUUCGCACUUGAUAAAACGACGCAGGGGAGCCGGCAAAAGGGGCGCCCUUCUGAGGCGCCCACCGCCUUGAUUUCUGGCGAUUUGGGGCGCCCAAAAAGGGGCGCGCAAAGAACGCGCUCAAAAUCAGAACAGCGAAACAGCAUGGCACGGCCGCGAUUUCGGAGCACUUUAGGCGGCCGCGAAAGCGGCCGCCUUUUCGCCGCUUUCAGAGCCUGGGAAGCUUUGCAAAAAGCGCCGGAGUGAAAAAUAAAAACGCGAAAAAGAAAAAGCGCCCCAGACGCGCAAAGCCAAUCCGCAUGCUAUGGGCCCGAUUUUUCUUCGCUUUUUGGGCGCCCCCCGUAGCACCCGGAUCGGCCCCAUAGCAUGGGGGCUGGCUUUCGGAAAGGAAUUUCGGGAAUUCGCCAAAAUUUGUGACGUUUCUCAAGUGACCGCCAUACCGUGCGGCAUAACGUUCCUCACGGUGGUAUGGCGAGCCCAAAAAAAGCAAAGCCGCGGCCAAGGCGGCGGUCGGCAAAAAAACGCCCACGACCUCACUACCCCCGCCCCGGCGGCUAUAUUUCGUACUAGAAGAUACAGAGGCAUGUUGAAGACAAGAGAUGAAACUCGUUGACACGACCAUUGACAAAUCCAAAAAAGUGAAACAACACGUAAAAGAAAAUUUCUACUUCCCGUCCAUACCCCCGGCUGAAUUUCGAGCGGCUCCGGGCCCUGGACAAGUUACACCAGUACCGCGCGCCGAGAAACCGCGUCGCCGCACGACAAUCCGGGAGGCAGGGGGUAACGUGGAUGAAAACCAGCCAGUCCUGGCAGGUACAACUACGCGUGUGGGAUCCCGCGUUGCGGAAGUCGCGCGUGAUGAAGCAGUGCCACGUGCGAAUCGCGUUUCCCGACGGAACCACGCAGGAAGACGACGAGGCAAUAGAAGCGGCCGUGGAGAAAGCGAGGUUACUGGCAAUCGAGAUCAGGAAAGAAUGGGAGAGAAGGUAAAGUGAAGACUGCAGUCGUGGUUUCUGCAGCGUGCAAAAAAUGUUUAUACAUUUAAAUGCACUUAAUCUUGUUUUGAUUGUCUCGCGCAUUUUUGACGCUCCUAGUGUUACAGAAAUGAAAUUUCCAGAAUUAUUUGUGAUGGAAAAAGCGCUUACACAAACACAACAGGUAUCGUGUGUACACGGUGAAGCACUACGCCCUUCAUCCGAGGUAUGACGAGAACGGAAAACUGAUCGAGGAUGAACCGUAUGAAUUGCAAAAAUCCCUGGAUGUCUGGAAGAAAGCGCGAUUUGUCAUGCUGCUUUUCCAUGACCCAUGAGGUCUGGAAUGCCGGACCUAGCAUGACAGAUUCUGCGAGACCUUUCUAAUGCCUAAUAUCCUGCAUGAGAAACUACCUCCCGACUUAGUCAAAAUUUGGCGACUUUUGGUAAUCAUGCAACACAGAUUUUUGCAUGCUGCAGAUUUAGCAUGACAAGUUCCUACCCUUUUGCAAGUUCGAUUUUGAUUCGUUAUUUCUUGUUUUUUAAGAUGAUGAUGAUACUUUCUUCUGGUUAGCCCGUCUAAAAAGGGUAAUGAUCCGCUCCCGCAGGCAAAAAAUUUAGCAUGACAAGUUGCAAUCUUCCAGACCCAGACACUUUUGCAUUUGAUAAACCGGAGAACGACCCAGAACACGUGCCCGAAGAAUACGACCAGUACGGGAACCCGAAACGUCCUGCACAGCAACAACUAUCAAAUGUAAAAAUGUCUGGGUCUGGAAGAAUGCAACUUGUGAUGCUGCAUUUGGAUUCCAGGAAAAAUCUGUAUUGCGUGAGUACCAGAAGGAAUGCAAUUUUUGCUACGCGGAGCGGGCAUUUGUCAUGCGGAAUAGGCAUCAAAAAGCUCUCAAAAAAUCUGUGAUGCUAGGGCAUGCAUCACAGACAUCAGGGCUCAUGCAAAACAUGCAUGACAAGUGUCAGAAUCUUCCAGACCCAGACAUUUUUACAGUUGAUAACAACAAGAGCAAGACUUUGCGGAGGCUGAGGCACAAAUGAACCUCUUGUUUCCGAACGUCGGGGCCAACUUCAUCGCGGACGAGGGAGAUCUGCUGCCCGAGGAGCUCGAUGGGUUCGCUGAGGAGGAUUUUGAGGACGUAGAGGACGACAUUCUGGCCGACGAUAAUGAGCAACUGGAUGGUGCUGGGUUUAUCAGCGAAAGCGAUCCAAGCAACCAGGACGCCGAUGGUGAUGUGAUCAUGUAAAAAGGGACUUUAAAGUUGUCCCGGCCGUCUUCGGCAAAAGGCGUCUGUUCUUUUCAACACUGCGGAACAAUAUUACAGAGUUCUUGUUUCUGAUUCCUUGAAGAUGCGAGUUCUUGUUUGAGAAUACGUAGAAUUGCGAUACUGAUGUGACCGGAGAUGAGACGAGUUUGUUGUACAAAACCCUGAUGUACCAAACACACAGCUGUUUCUCGCACGAGUUGUAAUAACCAUAGCAAACGGUGUACAAACUGCAGGGGGCGGAGCAAUAACACCCGGAGGAGCUGCAUCGACGUGGUAGGCCCCGUGUGUAAAAAGUGCAAAAUAUGAGCACCCUUAUGGAUUCCAU